AAAUACACCACUGCGUGGAGGAAAAAUUCUGAAUAUCAUUUCCAUUCAAUUUGACAAAUUGAAAGUCAACAAAUAUAUCAAUCAUCUUGAAGUUCUUGAUAUUGAUAUCUAAUCGAAAGAUAUGGCUGACAACUUCGCGGAAACAUUCGAGUGUUUUAGUGUAUAAAAAAAAGGCCUGUGCGUCAGUCCUUAAAAAAUAGUUUAAAAUUUAACCACAAUUUUUUUUUUUGGUAACAUAAUUUCCCAAUCGGAUUGUAAAACUACAUACGUGAACUUUACCUUUGCCAUAAACCCUUAUCGAAGCGCCUUGAACGAAAAGUCAUCGAUAGAGCAAUAAAGCGAGUUUAUGCUAUAAACCAAAUCAGAACCCAAAAACAAUUACUUGGCCAAAUCAGGCAGCAACUUCAUUAUGAAAUGCAAUGAAAAGGCAACGUUGAAGAACAGUGAAAACAACAAAUAAAGAAGCAGAAAAGUGUGCUGAUAACUGCAAACGAAAUGUCAAUAAAUUAAUAUAAAUGAGUGACUCGUGACUGGCGGCUCCGUCGAAUCACUUCGGCCUUUCUCUCAUCGUUAUUGUUGAUGUAGCUGUUGCCAUUACUUUUGCCAGUGUUUUCAGCUUGUACUUCGUUUUUUUUUUUCAUUUUGCCAAAGCAAAUCAUGGCAACAGAGAAAGCAAAACACAAAUGGCCAUAAAAACAAGCGGACGGGCAGCUCUUUAUUUUCCAAUGUGAAAUGCACAUCGGUGUUUCGUUGUCGUUAUCGAACAAAUCGUAUAAGGAAAUACAAUACAAUUCUUUGCUGAUAAAACACUUGGCCAUGUACGAGUAUGUGGGCUUGUGAUUUUUGAGGCCAGUAAAUUUGUUAAUACUCGAAGCAAUGGGGCUCUGAUAAUUCCACCGGAAUUGUCGUAAUGCACCCCCAGUAUUGUUUCGCCUUUCGUUGAAGGCAUUUGCUUUAGAGCUUUCGGCCAAACAAUGAAAUCCCCCGCAUAAAUAGAAAACAAUUAGGCAUUUCUGAGGCGAUAAGAGCCACAAAAUGAUAAAAGCCAGCAAGCAUACUGACUCAUCGCAAUGACCAAGUGGCGGAUAGAAACAAAAACCGGAGAAAUUGGUAGCACAAUUCGCUCCGAGCGGUAAUUAAAGCAGCCAACUUGACGAUGCGCAUAAUUUUUGAACUUUGAAACUUUUGUUCCACAAACAAAUUUAUCAGAUGCAAAGCAAAUGCUGCUGCUCCCGCUUUCUGGGACAGUUGAUAAACCGAUGUGGUCAACCCAGAAUUUAGUGGAGCCCUCCGAAAUCCUUUGUUUUUGAUGGCCAACUGAAAGCUGAUGGCUUGCUGAAUAUCUGGCCCGUUGCCUUUUGAGUGCGUACUUCUAGUUUUGCUGUUAAAGCUCCUAAGAUACUGACUUUAGUGGUUUUCUUUGCACACUAAAAACUUUGGACUUUACAAAACCGUUAGGCAAUCAAUAUUAAACAAAAUUAUACAAUACAAACAACAACAAAUUUAAUAAUAUGUUUCAGUUUCCUUGCGCAUCAUAUAAUUUAAACAACUUAUCCAAAUCGAAAUCAAAAAUGAUAAAUACAUUUUUAAAUUCAUCAAGUGCAUUAAAUCGUUAUCUUAAAGUGUCAAAAAGAAAACCUUUGGCUUAAAAAAACUAAACCAAUGCGAUAAGAUAUUCCUGAAUAACUAAGAUACCGAUAAACAACUAAAUAGUCAACAACUAAUCAGUUUAAAGCCAAUAAGUGUGUCGUGUGCGAAGUAAAUCGAAUUGGCGCCCAAUCGAAAUUGAAGCAUACAUAAUCCGCGACAAUUGCAACCGAACAGCACGAAUUUAUAGCCGCAAUUAAAUCCUUGACCAUAAAUCAGAGAAUAUGGCCGGGGUAAUCAAAAUGUUUAACCCACGAGCGAACAAAGCAAACGAUUUGAGAUAAAAAGUGUGCGAAAACAGCGAGCAACCCAUAAAAGAGUGACCGAAGUCGCAAAAAAUCACAGCCGGAUAACAGUUACAUUAGCGGGAGUAAACAGCAUUAUGGCCUGCUUCCCCCGACUCUUCCACCACCGCAGCAAAAACAAAUUCACCCCCGCCGAAGAUGAGAACACCGAUACGAUACUCAACACACAAGAUAGUCCCGUGCAAAUCGGACUGUACAUCCGUCGGGAGGAGAAGCCACUGUACUCGCCCAUCGUGACUCCAAGUGCCAGUGAGGCCAAACUUCAACGGCUGAGGAUAGCGCAGCAUCAGUCGUCACCCGGCUCCCCUCCACUGCAGCCGGUUGUCGAGAAUGGCAGGGCGAACGCAAACAAUGGCGGGCAGGAGCGCAAGUUUCGCUCCAACAAGGACAAGCUGCAGGAGUCGUCCCUUUCAGGCGGCAGUGCAAUUAAUGUCGCACGCUCAAGUUCAAAAUUAAAACCAGUCAAAGAGCGACGGCCCACCGCUCUGCCCACCGAGGUGCCCAGCAUCGAGAUUCAGGAUGUCAAGGAUGCAGAGGAGGAGGAGGAGAAUUCGCAGAAGGGGGAGAAGGACUUGUGGGUGGGGGAGCCGGGUGGUGCUAAUGCACAUGCCGAUGUCCUCGAUGGCGGCAAGUCAAAACUCAAAGUGAAUGUGAAUGGCAUAAUUGAUGAGGGCGUUGCCGAUGAGGAUGUUGCCACGCCCUCUACCACCGCCUCCGCCUCCAUUUCCACAACACCUGUGAGCGAAGGUCCUGUAAAGUUUUUCAUUGGUCACACGCAGGAACUAAGCGCCCAGCAAGCGGACGACACCUUGUCCUGCCAGAGCAGCGAUGCCAACAACAACAACAAUAACAACAACAGUAACAGCAGUAACAACAGUAACAGCAAGCUGACAAAUGGUACCCUGCCGCAGGAGCAAAAGGAUCCAAGGGCCAAACUACUGCUGGCUCCGCCCCUUCGCGCCAAGAGCUCCAGCAAUGUGUCACUCAAUUAUCUGGCCAAGAGCCAUCCGGACGACCAUCGGCGGCGACGUGUGUCCACGAUGCCCGAUAUUAACAUACCGCCGGCACCGCCGCUGCCGCCCGAACUCCUCGUCCCCGGAACGCCGCUCCACUUGCGCAAGAAGCGGAGCGUGGAGCGUCCGCAGGAGCAGCAGGAGCAGCAGGACAACCAGGCGAAACAGCAGGAGCAGGGGAAACAGCAGGACCAGCAGGAGCAGCAGGAGCAGCAGGAUGCUUCGAACAGCCAAGAUCAAAUAGCAAAGCCGGAGGAAAGUAGCGAUAGCCAGAAAUCCAACGAUUCCUCGACACCGAAAACCCAUCGCGUGGAAGGUGGCCUCAUCUUCGCCCGUCCCAAUUUGCCCAUUCAGGGCGACAUUGAAAUCGAAUUUAUUGCCAAGGACGAAGCCACACGCAAUCUCAUACGAACGGCCAUUGAGCGCAAUGAUUUCCUCAAUAAUCUAAUGGACAAGGAGCGCAAGGAGAUGGUUAUCAAUGCAAUGGCCCCGGCCAGCUACAAGAAACACAGCCUCAUCAUCCACGAGCACGAGGAGGGUUCCGAGAUCUACGUCUCCGCCGAGGGCCACUACGAUGUCAUCCGCGCCGGCCAGUUGGUGGCCAACUUCGGACCGGCCACCGUCUUCGGCGAACUGGCCAUCCUCUACAAUGCUCCGCGCCAGGCAACGAUACAGGCUGCCACGGAUGCCCGCGUUUGGAAAAUCGCUCGCGAAACCUUCAGGGCCAUCAUGCAAAUCUCUGGCUCCCGAGAACGCGAGGAGAACCUUCAGUUCCUGCGGUCAGCACCAUUUUUACAGGAACUCGACCAAAGUCUGCUAUACAAAGUCGUGGAUUUACUGCAAAGGAAAUUCUACGAGACCGACAGCUGUAUUGUGCGAGAAGGCGAGGUGGGCAACGAGUUCUAUAUCAUCCGGUGCGGAACGGUGACCAUAAAGAAGCAGGACGAGCAGAAGCAGGAGCAGAUUGUGGCCAAGAGGAAGCGGGGCGACUACUUCGGGGAGCAGGCCCUAUUGAACGCGGAUGUCCGACAGGCCAGUGUUUAUGCCGACGCCCCGGGAACCGAGGUCCUCAUGCUCGACAGAGAAGCUUUCAUAAGCUAUUUGGGAACCAUCAAGCAGCUGCGGGAGAAGCCCAGCAGUCAGCGCGGCGAUUCGAGUGGUCGAUCGAGUAACAAAUCCCUGGAAUUCGACAACGAAUACUCCCAAGUGGCCAUUUCGGAGCUGAAGAAGAUAGCCACUCUGGGAUGUGGAGCCUUUGGACGCGUGGAUCUGGUGGCCCUGGGGCAACAGGCUUUGGCUCUAAAGAUCAUCAAGAAAAUCGAGGUGGUGAAACAAGAUCAAAUCGAGCACGUUUACAACGAGAAGAACGUAAUGAUUAAGUGCCGCAAUUCGCCCUUCAUAGUUCAACUCUAUCGCACGUACCGCAAUGACAAAUACGUUUACUUCCUAAUGGAGGCGUGCAUGGGCGGUGAUGUAUGGACGGUGAUGUCAAAGCGCCAGUACUUCGAUGAGAAGACCGCCAAAUUUAUAGCGGGCUGUGUCGUCGAAGCCUUCGACUACUUGCACUCGCACAACUUCAUCUACAGAGACUUGAAGCCCGAGAACCUGAUGCUGGGCACAGAUGGCUAUUGCAAAUUGGUUGACUUUGGUUUUGCGAAAUUCGUGCGUCACAACGAGAAGACCAACACGUUUGCCGGAACCCCUGAGUAUGUGGCCCCCGAAAUUAUCCUGGAUCGAGGACACGAUCGAGCCGUCGACUACUGGGCACUGGGCAUCCUCGUCUACGAACUCCUGGUUGGCAAGACGCCCUUCAGGGGCGUUAAUCAGAUCAAGAUCUACCAGCAAAUCCUGAGUGGCAUCGACGUCAUCCACAUGCCAUCGAGGAUACCCAAGUCGGCACAGCACUUGGUGCGGCAUCUUUGCAAGCAACUUCCGGCGGAAAGGCUGGGAUAUCAGCGCAAAGGAAUCGCCGACAUCAAACGACACAGUUGGUUCGAAAGUCUAGAUUGGCAGCGACUGAAACUUAAGCAAUUGCCAUCGCCAAUCAAAAGACCUUUGAAGAGUUGGACGGACUUGCAAUACUUCGGUCCGUCCGGUGUGGAAAACGACUACGAACCACCGGAGGAAUUGAGCGGUUGGGACAAGGACUUUUAAAGACUCUUAAAGCUGAUGAAGUAACCAAACAGUAGCUGUAAAUACUGACUUUAAUUUUCGGAUAUUAGUUAGUAGUUGAAAAAGUGUUGUAUUUAUAUUUUGGGAGUGUCCCAUUUAGCAGCCAUAACAACCUCGUAUUAAUUACUAGCUUUAAAAAUCUGAAUAGGUUUUAACCUAUUUGCUAUACUUAAUGUAAAAAGUUUUUUAGUUAUAAAAUACAUUUAAAGUAGACACUGUACACUAAACAUGAACAAUUAUAUCAAUUCGUUUACAUGAAGUCCUUGAGAAUAAAUUUUACGCUAAUUGAAAGGUA
Drosophila ficusphila is the source of this 5432-nucleotide messenger RNA. RefSeq names its product cGMP-dependent protein kinase 1. NCBI's taxonomy places the organism in Eukaryota, Metazoa, Arthropoda, Insecta, Diptera, Drosophilidae. Gene Ontology annotation, molecular function: ATP binding; cGMP-dependent protein kinase activity. Gene Ontology annotation, biological process: protein phosphorylation. The record is from RefSeq and is a predicted model, not a curated record.